Molecule: messenger RNA, 1221 nt
Organism: Beauveria bassiana ARSEF 2860
Lineage: Eukaryota; Fungi; Ascomycota; Sordariomycetes; Hypocreales; Cordycipitaceae
Exons: 2
Coding region: 1-1221 (406 amino acids)
Source: RefSeq, a predicted model, not a curated record
AUGAACUCGCCCUUGUCCGCAUCGCCGUCAGGGCCCGAAUCAGCGACCCCGAUGUCGAGCUUUGGAAGUCAUACCCCCGCGCGCACGGAAAGCAGCGUCCCCGAUGUUAUCACUAUCAAGGCAAACUCCGACGGCCAGGUGUACAACAUGCAGACGCGUGGAAAGCCCGACAGGCCGUUUGACAUGCAGUUCAAGCCGGCAAACGACAGCGUUCAGGUCAAGAGCUUUGGGUGGUACAUCAGCAACCCCACCGAGUCAAAGCCGGAGACGCGCAAUCUAACAGAUUCCGCCGAGGCAGAUGCCCAGAACGGGAUUCUAUUCCAAAGGUCCGACGCAAAUAAUAAGACCUUUGUCUGCCUCAACGUCACCGAUGUCAACAAGAAGCACCAUAAUGAGCUCAACAAAGUCAUGGUCAUCGGCAUUACUUGGGCUUCCGGCAAACAGGAGGGAGAGACUUUUUCAAAGGCCUUCUCCAUUACCCCCAAUGAUGGUGAACAACUGAGCAAUAACGUCUGGGGAAAAAUCCAGGAAUCCUACUACAACAUAUCCAGGGAGGAGCCCAUUCAAUCUGGCGGCAGCGGCAGCGGCGGCCACAACGGCUUUACCCCUCCCAACAACAAAAGCGACGACGACAACAACAGCAACGGCAACAGCUCCUCUGACAUGCCCACCAUCGGCGGCAACAGCCCCUCCUCGCAGACUCACAACCGCGGCCGCGGGGGUCUCGGCACUGGCGCUAUUGCCGGCAUCGCCGUGGGCAUCGCCGCGCUGCUUGCCGCUGCCCUCGCCAUCUUCUUCUUCCUGCGCCGUCGCCGCAGCCGCGGCACGUCCUCGACCGCUGCGCUGCACCACACGCACGCCGCUGAACAGGAGAAGCUGUCGAGCUUCGCCAAGGGCGGCGUGGCUGGCGGUGCCAGCGCGUCAGACGCGGCGAUUGCGCCGUACCGCGACGAUAACUCGACCUUGACAAACAGCCACGACCGUCGCCGGAGUAGCGCCGCCACCGGGGGCCGCGUCGCGCCAGGGGAGGAUGUGGCGCGGCAGCCGUCGCCGCCCAAGAUGACAACGGCGGCGGCUGAGAGUCGUCAUAGCCGCACGAGCAAUGGCGUGACGCGCCACUUGGUUGAAGAGGGCAUGACGGCCGAGGAGAUUCGCCGGUUAGAAGAGGAGGAGGCGCAGCUGGACGACGACAUUCAGCGCGUGAAUGGCAGAAGACGGUGA